GUGUCCUUCCGCUUCCGGUGUGGGCCGAGGGUGGGGGGCGCCGCCGCCGCCGCCAUGGGGAAGUCGGAUUUCCUGAGCCCCAAGGCCAUCGCCAACCGCAUCAAGUCGAAGGGGCUGCAGAAGCUGCGCUGGUACUGCCAGAUGUGCCAGAAGCAGUGCCGGGAUGAGAAUGGCUUCAAAUGUCAUUGUAUGUCCGAAUCCCACCAGAGACAGCUGCUACUUGCUUCUGAAGAUCCUCAACAGUUCAUGGAUUAUUUUUCAGAAGAAUUCCGAAAUGAUUUCUUAGAACUACUCAGGAGACGAUUUGGAACUAAGAGAGUCCACAAUAAUAUUGUAUACAAUGAAUAUAUCAGCCAUCGAGAGCACAUCCACAUGAAUGCCACGCAAUGGGAAACCUUAACUGACUUUACUAAAUGGUUAGGGAGAGAAGGCUUCUGCAAAGUGGAUGAGACUCCUAAAGGCUGGUAUAUUCAGUAUAUUGACCGGGACCCAGAAACUAUCCGUAGACAACAGGAACAAGAGAAGAAAAAGAAACAGGACCUUGAUGAUGAAGAAAAAACUGCUAAAUUCAUUGAAGAGCAAGUUAGGAGAGGCUUGGAGGGGAAAGAACAGGAAAGGCCUGUCUAUACUGAACUAAACAGAGAAAACGAUGAAGAGAAAGUUGCAUUCAAUUUAAACAAAGGAGCAAGUACUUCGGUAGCAGCGUCUUCUAAAACAAGCAGUGUCCUUGGAUUGAGUGCAUUGAAGAUGGUGGGAGGAGCAGGAUCAGUUAAACGGAAAGAAUCUGCUAACAGCUCAGGUCAAUCAAAAGAGAAAAAGAAGAAAUCUGCACUGGAUGAGAUCAUGGAGUUUGAAGAAGAAAAGAAAAAAACAGCUCGAACAGACUACUGGUUGCAGCCUGAAAUUGUUGUAAAAAUUGUAACAAAAAAACUUGGUGAGAAGUAUCAUAAGAAGAAAGCAGUUGUUAAGGAGGUAAUUGACAAAUACACAGCAGUUGUAAAGAUGAUUGAUUCUGGAGACAAACUGAAACUUGACCAGACACAUCUAGAGACAGUAAUACCGGCACCAGGAAAGAAAGUUCUGGUUUUAAAUGGAGGUUACAGAGGAAAUGAAGGCAUCUUAGAAUCUAUAAACGAGAAGAACUUCUCAGCAGCAAUAAUCAUUGAAUCUGGGCCUUUAAAAGGACGGAGAAUUGAAGGCAUUCAGUAUGAAGACAUUUCCAAACUCCUUUGAGACUCAAAGCAAUGGAUCAAAGCUGACUCUUAGAAACAUCAAAUUGGUGUCCUCUAUGCAGACACACGAGACUCUACUGUGUCAGGGUUUUUAAUUUGUAUAUAUAGAAAAAACAACCUAGAUUUAUGUAAAGACCACUAUAAAUUUGUUAACAUUUGUGAAAAUCUUGUCUAAACUGAUUCUGUGUCAAAGUUGUAUUAUGUUGUCAUAUUUUCAUUUGUUUUCUAAGAUUAGGUGAUACCUGUGUGCCGGAAUAUUUUACUUACUGAACUAUGUUAAACUUAUAAAAUAUCACCAGCUAGAAAGGGCCACUUGAGGAAGGUACUGUAUGUAACACAGUCUAUAGUUUGCAUAACACACUUCUGGAUCUGCUGCCAAAACAAAAUUCUGGCUUUAGAACAAGCAAAGAGAUUUAAAAAAGGCAGGAAGGCAGCAGUGCUGUAGGGGAUUAUUUUUCUGAGUUUUGAUGAUGUACGUAAGAAUGGUUUGGUUUAUUAGUUUUAAAGUGAGUGCAAUAAAUUACAGCAGAACUUGCUUAAUCAGUACUCUGCUAAACCACACACCCAGUCAGGACCUGAUCCUGGCAUCCUCUGUGUUCCCAUUACUGAUCACGGCUGGACUUGCCUCUGUAGUGACUCCAAGACUUAACCCUUAAUUGGCAUGAUUUAUGGGGCAGUGCACUUCUGUGAAUCUGAACAGUAAAGAAAUGGCACACCUAGUUGUCUGUUCAGUUAAUAGAGAGGAAGCGAUGGUUGUGCUGGCAUAGAUUCCCCAGGGCCUAGUCCUUUGUUCACUUUAAUGCUGCUUUCCUGCUCUAUUGUGGAUCCUAAAUGAGUCACUUUUCUUUGAAUAGUUUUUAAAAUGUGUAACAUUUUGUAUAACACUUAGUGUUAAAGCAAUCUGUGGAAUAAAAGCACCUCUCUCUCAGCACAAUGUAUCCCGUAAAAGCCUCUGAAUAAUCAGGAUUGUUGUCAACUGGUGCUCCCUAGUGGAAUCAAGCCAAGAGUCCAGAUGCAUGUCUUGCUUUAUUUGCUGAAAUAACUAAAAUGCAUAGGCAGCAAAGAGUCCUGUGGCACCUUAUAGACUAACAGACGUAUUGGAGCAUGAGCUUUUGUGGGUGAAUACCCACUUCAUGGGAUGCAUGAUGCAUAAACCACCAUGGGAAGAGGAUGACACAUUACAUUUGAGCUGAUAUGCCUCUGAUUAAAUCUCAUGUGUUCUUGGAACAUGAUAUAGAAAUUAUCUUGACCCCCAGCUAAAAUAAUUAUGGAGAGCAAAUCCCACUAUUGGGCACAAUUGGGUUUUUAGAUGCACUUGAGUCAGUGCUGAUCGUCUCUUAGUAAUAGUUCUUCUGUAGCACCUAAUCAAGACAGAGGCUAUGUUGUGACAGGCGCUGUACAGACCUAGGAAGACGCAGCCCCUAACUGGAAGUUUAAAAUCAACUGAAGACAAGAAGGGAGUGAGACAAGCAAUAGGAGGUGAACGGGGAGGGUGGAUGAGUGUAACUGGUAAUAGUUACAUGGCUUUGUUUUGUCAUAACUUGAUGGAGCUGAAUCAUUGAAGUGACUGGGGCUACCAGAGGGGGAGAUGUAAGAGGUGGUGGACGGGAGGGAGGGAGGCAUUUACAUGAGUUUGGCUCAGGCUGGAGGAGAGGUUUUGGGGGUGGGGAGAGGCUGGGUAAUUGGGUGAGAGGAUGGAAGUGAAGAGGUAAAGGUGUGAAUGUGGCUGGGCAGAAGGAUGGGGAUGCAGUGGGGGGAUAAUAGGAACUAGAGCAACAAUCUGUUUCCUAAUGAUGUUACAGACAGGAAAAUGAGGGGGCUGGGGCCCAGAGCACAUCUGAUUGGUUGGAGAGGGGUGGGACGGUAGUACCACAUUCUCCUUGGCUUGUGCUGGAGCUGCUGCUGGUAGCAUAUUCUGGGGGGUUAGAGGCUGCCAGGGCUCGUUUACAGCGGAGAACACUGGGGACAGUGUUCAGUGGGGGCUGGGGUAGGCUGGCUGGAGAAUCCAGUUUUAGUCUUGAUUAAAAAUAAAAAUCUCUAACCUUCUGCUCUUUCUUGCCUCGGCAGUUUUAGGCUGAGCGAGUUUCCUUGAAAAGAUCUGACUGUGGUGUUCUUGAUUAACAUGCAAAUCUCCUCCUCUCUCUAGUCUAAUGGUUAGACAGUGCAGGAUGCUGUGCUGAUGUGUGCGUUAGCUGUGCCUCUUAUCUGAGCAAGCUGAAAGUUCAGGGCACCAUGUUAGUAAUAAGAGGCCUCUCACUGUCUUGCAUGCUAUUGAAUUUGUGGUCUCAAGGGGACCCCUGCUGGUGAAAUAGUAGAUCUACUGCAAUGAAUUGUUUCUGAGAUAGCAUUGCCGUUGCAGAUAAAAUGGCUCCUUUUGACUCCAGGAAUAGAGGUGAUGCACUGCAGAGCAGUAACAAAAAGUGGCUUUGAAAAAAAAUCUGUUGCAG
Gopherus evgoodei (Goodes thornscrub tortoise) is the source of this 3679-nucleotide messenger RNA. RefSeq names its product Kin17 DNA and RNA binding protein (gene KIN). The record is from RefSeq and is a predicted model, not a curated record. Gene Ontology annotation, molecular function: double-stranded DNA binding. Gene Ontology annotation, biological process: DNA replication; DNA damage response. The transcript is spliced from 13 exons. Gene Ontology annotation, cellular component: nucleus. Lineage: Eukaryota; Metazoa; Chordata; Testudines; Testudinidae. The coding region runs from base 55 to 1233 and encodes 392 amino acids.